This is a messenger RNA of Erythranthe guttata (spotted monkey flower), 1304 nucleotides long. Its product is annotated as xyloglucan endotransglucosylase protein 7. The record is from RefSeq and is a predicted model, not a curated record. Gene Ontology annotation, cellular component: cell wall; apoplast. Gene Ontology annotation, molecular function: xyloglucan:xyloglucosyl transferase activity; hydrolase activity, hydrolyzing O-glycosyl compounds. Gene Ontology annotation, biological process: xyloglucan metabolic process; cell wall biogenesis. NCBI's taxonomy places the organism in Eukaryota, Viridiplantae, Streptophyta, Magnoliopsida, Lamiales, Phrymaceae.
AUUGUGAAUCAUGCAUAUAUUUAAAAAGACAAAAGGAAAGCUAUAAACAAUUGUCUCUCCAAGUAGUGUAAGAAAUCAAGAAAUCAAGAAACCAAGAAUGGGUAUAAUGAAUCAAAGGAAUUCAUCACACUCUUCUUCUCGUUCCCACAAAUUCCUACCUUACUUAGCUUUUAUACUCUUUUCCGCCAUCUUUGUUUUCAAGGUGGAUAUCAUUAUAUCGCAAACGAUCUCCGGUGCUCCAAGUUAUAAUAAUUACCUGGACAGCCUAACAAGCCCGAACUUGAGGUUCGGAAAUGGUACGUUUUACCGGCACUUCAUUGCGUCGUGGGGUGAGAACAAAAUCAAUAGGGUCGAUAACGGCGAAAUGCUUACCCUUACACUCGACAAAUUGUCCGGCGGCGGUUUUGAGUCCAAGAAAGUGUACUUAUUCGUAAGAAUCGACAUGCAAAUCAAACUCGUCCCUGGAAAUUCUGCGGGCACUGUCACAACAUAUUAUCUGGCAUCAGAUGGUGACCACCAUGAUGAAGUAGAUUUUGAGUUCUUGGGGAACACAAGUGGUGAUCCAUACACUGUACAUACAAAUGUGUUCAGCCAAGGCAAAGGUGAUAGAGAGCAACAAUUCUAUCUUUGGUUUGACCCAACACAAGAUUUCCACACCUAUUCCAUUCUUUGGAAUCCCAAGUCCAUUAUUUUCUACGUGGACAACAUACCAAUAAGAGAAUUCAGGAACGCAGAGCAUUUAGGUGUUCCAUACCCUAACGAGCAGCCCAUGAGAAUAUAUUCGAGCCUGUGGAACGCCGACGAGUGGGCCACACAGGGCGGCCGUGUCAAGACCAAUUGGGAUCUAGCCCCAUUCGUCGCUUCGUACCGAAACUUCUCAUCCGACGGCUGCGUUUAUUCCUUCAGAACAAGAACUUCUUCCUGCGAUGCAGCUGAUUACUCCACCAAACCUUUCCUGAAAAUGGAGUUGGAUGAGAGAAGCAGGGAGAAUAUGAAGAGGCUGCAGAGGGAGAGAAUGGUGUAUGAUUAUUGCACCGAUGUUCGAAGGUUCCCUCAGGGUCCUGCCCCUGAAUGCACAAUUAAUUAAUAAAUAAAUAAAUUAAUUAAUUAAUUAAUUAAAUAGAUUAAAUAUAAUAUAUUUUUUUUACAUUUUUAUUGUGUUGGAUUUUUGUAUGCUGAGUUUGAAUUUGGUGGGAAAAUAUGAGAUCAAGACUGAGUGAAUUAGAUCAGGCUUGAAAUGUAAGAUGCUUAAAUUGAUUUUUGGUGGUUUAAUCCUAUAUAUUAAAUCACAUUUAUAUUUGUAA